ACCAGAAAAGCUGCAGAGCCGGCCAUGAUCAAAUUAUAAUAACACCGCCCAAUUUCCUUUUCACUGGCGAGAAAAGCUUAGCCGAUCUCUCCUCCUCCGGCGCCAAUGGCUCCCGGGAAACCCACGGCCAACGGCGGUCUUCGCCCGCCUUCUUCCGGCGAGAGCGCGGACGGCGACGACGAGCGGGAGGAAGGCGAAGAGGUAGACGACGUCGAGGAGGAGGGAGAGCCUCCGUCCGCCAACGGCGAAGGGCAAGAGGAGCAGGAGGAGGAUGAGGAGGACGAGCCCAGGCUUAAGUAUCAGAGGAUGGGAGGGAGCAUCCCUUCGCUCCUCUCAACCGAUUCCGCCUCCGCGAUCGCCGUCGCCGAGCGGAUGAUCGCGCUCGGCACUCACGACGGCGCCGUCCACAUACUGGAUUUUCAAGGGAAUCAGAUCAAGGAGUUUUCAGCCCAUACUGCUACCGUGAAUGACCUCAGCUUUGACUCAGAGGGUGAAUAUAUUGGAAGCUGCUCAAAUGAUGGCACUGUUGUUGUGAAUAGCUUGUUUACAGAUGAGAUGUUGAAGUUUGAAUACCAUAGACCAAUGAAAACAAUUGCAUUAGACCCAGACUAUGCAAGAAAAUCAUCACGGAGAUUUAUUACUGGUGGUUUGGCUGGAAACCUUUUCCUCAAUGCAAAGGGAUGGCUAGGAUAUCGUGAUCAGAUAUUACACUCAGGAGAGGGUCCAAUACAUGCUGUAAGAUGGAGGACAAGCCUUAUAGCUUGGGCAAAUGAUGCUGGUGUGAAGGUCUAUGACAUGGCAAACGAUCAGCGCAUUACAUUUAUUGAGAAGCCACGGGGAAGUCCACGUCCUGAAUUGCUGCUUCCUCAUCUAGUUUGGCAGGAUGAUGUUCUCUUGGUCAUUGCAUGGGGAACUACCGUAAAAAUUGCUGCUAUCAGGACAAUUUCAUUGGGAUCUAAUGCAACUCAAGGUCGCUUCCCAUCAUCAAGUACAAAGCAGGUGGACAUUGUAGCUUCGUUUCAGGCCAGCUACUAUAUUUCUGGAAUUGCACCCUAUGGUGAUGCUUUAGUAAUUUUAGCAUAUAUUCCAGAAGAAAUGAAUGGAGAAAAGGGUGCCUCUACUGUUCCUCGACAGGGAACAGCACAGAGGCCUGAAGUGCGGGUGGUUACCUGGAAAAAUGAUGAACUUGCAACGGAUGCUCUUUCUAUACAUGGUUUUGAGCAUUAUAAAGCAAAAGAUUAUGCACUUGCCUAUGCUCCUUUUUCAGGAAGCAGCUAUGCAGGUGGACAAUGGGCUGCUGGGGAUGAACCACUAUAUUAUAUAGUAUCCCCGAAGGAUGUUGUCAUUGCGAAACCAAGGGAUGCUGAAGAUCACAUUUCUUGGCUUCUUCAACGUGGUUGGCAUGAAAAAGCUUUGGCUGCAGUAGAAGCAGGGCAAGGUCGUACAGAGCUCCUUGAUGAGGUUGGAGCUACGUAUCUUGAUCAUCUAAUUUUGGAAAGAAAAUAUGCCGAAGCUGCUUCAUUAUGCCCAAAGUUGUUGCGAGGAUCCACAUCAUCAUGGGAGAGAUGGGUUUUCCAUUUUGCUCAUCUUCGGCAACUCCCUGUCUUGGUGCCGUAUAUACCCACAAGUAAUCCACAACUUCGUGAUACUGCCUAUGAGGUGGCACUUGUAUCACUUGCAACAAAUCCUUCUUUUCACAAAGAGCUUCUAUCAACUGUUAAAUCAUGGCCAUCAAACAUAUAUUCUGCCAUGCCUGUUAUCUCUGCUAUUGAACCUCAGCUUAAAUCUCCAUCAGUAACUGAAACACUAAAGGAGGCAUUGGCUGAGUUAUAUGUUGUCGAUAAAAAGUAUGAGAAAGCUCUUGGGUUGUAUGCAGAGCUAAAGAAACCAGAAAUAUUUGAAUUCAUCAAGAGGCAUAACUUACAAGAUGCUGUUCAUGAUAAGGUGGUCUACUUGAUGGAACUGGAUGCUAAACGAUCAGUCACCCUAUUCAUCCAGCGUCGAGCUACAAUUUCUCCUUUUGAAGUGAUGUCACAGUUAAUGGACUCUAAAAACAAGGCUGACUACAGAUAUUUCAUUCAUUUAUAUCUACACUCUUUAUUUGAGGUUGAUCCUAAUGCUGGAAAGGAUUUCCAUGACCUUCAGGUUGAGCUUUAUGCAGAAUAUGAACCACGUAUGUUGCUUCCCUUCCUCCGUAGCAGCCAACAUUAUCGACUUGACAAGGCACAAGAAGUAUGUGUGAAGAAAAAUCUUCUAAGAGAGCAAGUUUUCAUCCUUGGAAGGAUGGGAGUUCCAAAACGAGCAUUGUCAGUACUAAUUAAUAAAUUGGAAGACAUGAAAGGGGCCAUAGAGUUUGUCACGUUGCAGAAUGAUAAUGAAUUGUGGGAAGAGUUGAUUAAGCAGAGUCUUUCCAAACCUGAAAUGGUGGCCAAGUUGUUGGAGCACACUGUUGGUAAUCUGGAUCCACUGUAUAUUGUGAACAUGGUUCCACAAGGGAUGCUCAUCCCCAGGCUUCGGGAUCUCCUUGUUAAAAUUAUCACCGAUUAUCGGACAGAGACAUCUUUGAGGCAUGGUUGCAAUGACAUCCUUAAGGCGGACUGUGUUAACCUGCUGGUGAAAUAUUAUAAUGAAGCUCGACAUGCAAUCUGCAUCAGCAGCGAAGAGGAUGAAGCACAAUCUGAGAGACAAAACUCUUCAUCGUUAAGGUCUGCCGGUAAAACUGAUAGUGUGAAGGCAGUGGGAGUGAAGUCUAAAAUGAGGGCUGGUGGAAGAUGCUGCAUGUGCUUCGAUCCAUUCAUCAUUCAAAAUGUUUCUGUCGUGGCUUUCUUCUGUUGCCAUGCAUAUCAUAUCACGUGCUUAGCAAGCGCCACAGAUGCUUUGAGCUCAGACAUUAAAAGAACUGGUUCAUCAUCCUACGCUUCAGAAUCAGAUGAAGAUGAUGAUGACACUCGAUCCAGUGCACCAGGGAUGCGGUGUAUUCUGUGCACGACUGCUGCCUCAUGACCUGCAAAAGGGUUUUUGUGUGGGUGAUGCAAGUGAUGAGUGAUGAUGUGCCGGAUGUAUUGUAUUCAAUUUUUUGUAUGAUUAGUUUGCUCUAAGUUCUAAUUAUGUGUCUCCUUUAGGUUUUAGCCUCUGAGUGUAUAUUACUUACGGUUUUUUUGCUCAGCAAUCUAUGUAAAUGCUGUUCUGAAAGUCCUCCGGAAUCAUGAGAUUGUGCUUUACAAUUC
This is a messenger RNA of Nymphaea colorata (pocket water lily), 3227 nucleotides long. Its product is annotated as vacuolar protein sorting-associated protein 41 homolog. Bases 106 to 3003 code for a protein of 965 amino acids. Gene Ontology annotation, biological process: vesicle-mediated transport; macroautophagy; endosomal vesicle fusion. The transcript is spliced from 19 exons. Gene Ontology annotation, cellular component: HOPS complex; late endosome. The record is from RefSeq and is a predicted model, not a curated record. NCBI's taxonomy places the organism in Eukaryota, Viridiplantae, Streptophyta, Magnoliopsida, Nymphaeales, Nymphaeaceae. Gene Ontology annotation, molecular function: protein binding.